Ailuropoda melanoleuca (giant panda) is the source of this 486-nucleotide messenger RNA. RefSeq names its product keratin-associated protein 9-3. Gene Ontology annotation, cellular component: keratin filament. NCBI's taxonomy places the organism in Eukaryota, Metazoa, Chordata, Mammalia, Carnivora, Ursidae. The coding region runs from base 37 to 486 and encodes 149 amino acids. The record is from RefSeq and is a predicted model, not a curated record. The transcript has a single exon.
CUCUUAGCAAUCCAACUCUCAGCUCAGCUCCUGACCAUGGCCUGCUGCUCCACUAGCUUCUGUGGAUUUCCCACCUGCUCCACCAGUGGGAACUGCGGCUCCAGCUGCUGCCAGCCCAGCUGUUGCCAGACCAGCUGCUGCCAGCCCAGCUGUUGCCAGACCAGCUGCUGCCAGCCAACUAGCUGCCAGCCCAGCUGCUGCCAGCCCAGCUGCUGUGGGACCGGCUGUGGCACUGGUGGUGGCCAGGAGGGUGGCGUGAGCUGCCGAGUCAGGUGGUGCCGCCCUGACUGCCGCGUGGAGGACACCUGCCUGCCCCCCUGCUGCGUGGUGAGCUGCACGCCUCCAACCUGCUGCCAGCUGCACCAUGCCCAGGCCUCCUGCUGCCGCCCAUCCUACUGUGGACAGUCCUGCUGCCGCCCAGCCUGCUGCUGCUACUGCUGCCAGCCCAGCUGCUGCCAGCCCAGCUGUUGUGAGCCCACCUGCUGA